AUGGACGGAAAUCAACUUGUAGUAACUUGUUCGAUUUCACAGAAUAAAAAUUCUUUCAUACCUACCUACGCUCUUAUUGAUACCGGAGCAUCAGGAUAUGCUUUUAUUGAUGAAUCUUUUGUACGCCACAACAAUCUUACAAUGACCCCCCUCAAAAUACCUCGCCAUGUAGACGUUAUAGAUGGAAGGCCUAUCAAAUCAGGAAAAAUUACCCAUAUUGUCGAUGUCUCGCUAGACAUUCAUGGUCAUCGGGAAGUUGUGCCAUGUUUUGUAACGAAGUUAGGACACUAUCCGAUUGUGAUGGGGAUACCUUGGAUGCGACGACAUGAUGUUACGAUUCGACCAAAAGAAAAUCUACUUAUUUUUGACUCUCAAAGCUGUUGUCAACACUGUUCACUCAGUGGAACUGCAGUAAUUGUCUACGGCAUUUCAAUUCCCUUACCAGAAUACCACACGGUCAUCGUUUCAGCAACUGAAAAAUCUAUUGUCGACAUUGAACAACUAGUACCGAAGGAAUUUCACCAUCGUCUCCAUAUGUUUAAAGAAUACAAUGCUUCAAUUCUUCCACCACAUCGACCAUCCCACGACAUCGAAAUAAUACUGGAAGAAGGUAAACGACCACCAUAUGGACCUAUAUAUGGGUUGUCUCAAAUUGAGUUGAAAGCACUACGGGAAUAUCUUGAUGAAAAUUUACUUAAAGGAUUCAUUCGAGCCAGUGAAUCACCAGCGGGAGCACCUAUAUUGUUCGUAAAGAAAAACGAUGGAACUCUUCGACUUUGUGUUGACUAUCGAGGCCUAAAUGCGAUCACAAUCAAAAAUCGAUAUCCGUUACCAUUGUUAAAGGAAACCCUAGCUAAUUUGUCAAGAGCAAAAUACUAUACAAAGUUGGAUUUACGUUGGGGAUAUAAUUGUAACGGAGCCAUUUCAACUGUCUGGUGUAUGAGUACACACAGGGCCCGGUUACAUGCUGAGAGCUAUUGUUAG
Messenger RNA from Morchella sextelata, 984 nucleotides. RefSeq lists its product as uncharacterized. The coding region runs from base 1 to 984 and encodes 327 amino acids. NCBI's taxonomy places the organism in Eukaryota, Fungi, Ascomycota, Pezizomycetes, Pezizales, Morchellaceae. The record is from RefSeq and is a predicted model, not a curated record. The transcript has a single exon.